Brassica oleracea var. oleracea is the source of this 1630-nucleotide messenger RNA. RefSeq names its product serine carboxypeptidase-like 13. The transcript has 14 exons. Gene Ontology annotation, molecular function: serine-type carboxypeptidase activity; acyltransferase activity, transferring groups other than amino-acyl groups. NCBI's taxonomy places the organism in Eukaryota, Viridiplantae, Streptophyta, Magnoliopsida, Brassicales, Brassicaceae. Gene Ontology annotation, biological process: proteolysis; secondary metabolic process. The record is from RefSeq and is a predicted model, not a curated record. The coding region runs from base 328 to 1509 and encodes 393 amino acids.
AGCGUCAAAACCAACCACAUGACUCUCGAAAUGGUUUCUCGACUGGAUGCACUAGUGCAUUAGUAAAGCAUUAUAGAACCCAUUUUUCAUUUUUGGUAAUUAUAGACACUCUCCCUUUUUUUUCCUCCCUUGAAAGACAUCAAUUGUUGGAAGCGAAAAUGAGAAUGAGAUUGACACUAAAGUUGCUGAUUCCGGUUCUACUUGUAUUGCGUUAUUUUGCUGACUCUGCCUCCGUUGUAAAGCUCCUUCCUGGUUUUGAAGGUCCUCUUCCUUUCGAACUUGAAACGGGGUUUGUACAUUGGACUUGGUGAGGAAGAGGAAAUACAAAUGUUCUACUAUUUCAUUAAGUCUGAGAAUAAUCCACGAGAAGACCCUCUUCUUAUUUGGUUAACUGGAGGACCUGGAUGUUCUUCUAUUUUUGGCCUUCUUUUUGAGAACGGGCCUUUAGCUUUGAAGUUCGAGGUUUACAAUGGAAGUAUCCCUUCUUUGGUCUCCACUACAUAUUCAUGGACAAAGAUGGCGAACAUAAUAUUUUUGGAUCAGCCUGUUGGAUCUGGCUUCUCCUAUUCAAGAACUCCGCUUGUUGAUAAAAUUAGUGACACAGGUGAAGUUAAGAGGAUUCAUGAGUUUCUUCAAAAGUGGCUAAGCAAGCAUCCAAAAUUUUAUGCCAACCCAUUUUACGUUGCCGGAGAUUCUUACUCUGGUAUGGUUGUUCCGCCCGUCGUUCAAGAAAUCUCAGAAGGAAAUUAUAUAUGUUGCAAGCCUCUAAUAAACCUACAGGGCUAUAUUCUUGGAAACCCAGUAACAGAUACUAAAUUGGAACACAACUAUCUUAUUCCAUUUGCUUAUGGAAUGGCAUUAAUCUCGGAAGAACUCUAUGAGUCAAUGAAAAGAAUCUGCAAAGGAAGUUAUGGAAAUUUGGACUCACUUAACACGGAAUGCUUGAAACUCACUGAAAUUUACCAAAAGUGUACCGACAGAUUGAAUAAAUACCAUAUAUUACUACCGGAUUGCGAUAAGACAUCUCCUGAUUGCCAUGUAAAAAAAAAGAUAAUUACAAGGUUGCUUUUGCAGCUAUAUAAAUAUUUUCUCCUUGAAAAGUGGGCCAAUAACGAGAGAGUUCACAAAGCUCUUCAUGUUAAUAAGGGGGGUAUAGGGGAAUGGAGGCAAUGUAAUUAUGAUGGUAUUUCGUAUAAAUACGACAUUCAGAGCAGUGUACCAUACCACAAGAAUAACAGCAUUAAUGGUUUCCGAUCUCUUAUCUUCAGUGGUGAUCAUGAUAUGACGGUGCCUUUCCUUGCAACUCAAGCCUGGAUAAGAUCUCUCAAUUACUCCAUCAUUGAUGACUGGAGGCCUUGGAUGAUGAACGAUCAAAUCGCUGGAUACACGAGAACUUAUGCCAAUAAGAUGACAUUUGCUACUGUCAAAGGAGGUGGACACACGGCAGAUUAUAAACCCGAUGAGACAUUUAUCAUGUUCAAAAAGUGGAUCAGUAGCCAGCCUUUGUAAUAGAGUCCUUUAGGUAUUGAAAUGAUUUGUAUAACAUAAGCAGUUUCAUGUUUUGGGACAUAUUUUUUCAAGAGCCAUUUGGUGAUCGAUAAAAAAAAAAGAACCAGUAUUGUGAUCGCUU